AUGACGUUUACGAAAAAACAUGUAGAUAUUCUUAAUAAAUAUCAUCAAAUACAGCCUAUAUGCAUGCAACUAACAAAGGCGACACAGCCAUGCGACCAUGAUGCAAUACCGAUGAGCUUCAUAACAGAGCAAGAAAUAUCAGAAGCAUCAGCCAACGAACAAAAUCUUGAUCGAUUACCGCCAUCUUACAUGUACUCGGUGAUUUUCAAGGAUAUAAUAUUAGAAAUCGAUGACGAUGACACCAAAUCUAUGAAUACUUUAGUGAACUUUUGCCAACAACAAAAAAUUUGUGAAAAAGACAUAGAUGAAUUUAAGCGUAUGUACUACGAAAGCUCAGCAGUCUGGUGGUAUACGAAACCAAUGUUUCUCUAUGGUAUGCUUAACCGUGCUUUGCGAAUGCUUGAUAUGGAGGUGAUGACAAAAUUCGGAUUUUUUAUUCGACGUUUACAUAUUGAGCUGAAGCAAUUGCACCAGGAACAGUUGGCAGAUUUACAGAAAGUGUCUACCGUGUAUCGUGGCCAAGGGCUCAGUCAACAAGACGUUCAACAUCUGGUUGAUACAAAAGGUGGUCUACUAUCUUUCAACAAUUUCUUAUCGACUAGUAAAGAUAGAGACUUCUCUAUUAUGUUUGCUGAAAGUGCGUCGAGUGCCGAGACCGAUACUGUAGGCGUCCUUUUUAUUAUGAGUAUCGAUCAAACUAAAAUAUCAACUUCAAUUACACCAUUUGCAAUGAUCGAUAACGAGAGUGCUUUUCAAUCGGAAGACGAAAUACUAUUUACAAUGCACACUGUGUUUCGUGUUGGUGAAAUUAAACAGACGCCUGAGAAUAGUCGGCUUUGGGAAGUGCAAUUGACUAUUACUGACGAAAGUGAUCCACAACUUGCUGGUCUUACUGAUCGCAUCAAAGAGGAAAUCGAUGGUCGAGGAUGGUAUCGAAUGGGUAAAUUGAUGCUCCGAGUGGGCCAUUUCAAUCAAGCUGAAGAACUCUACAAUGAAUUACUCGAGGAUGCUUCCAAUGAUAGUGAUAGGGCAUUUAUCUAUCACCAGCUUGGAGAUGUAAAAAAGAAUCAAGGAAAAUACAAUGAGGCAGUUUCUUUUUAUGAAAACUCUUACAGUAUCAAGCGGAAAAGUCUUCCAGAAGAUCAUCUGGGCUUAGCUAUUUUUUACAACAACAUUGGUCAACUGUAUAAUAAAAUGGGUGAUUACUCAAAAGCACUUGAAUUCUACGAGAAAACACUGGGAUUAAAUGGAAAAGGUCUGCCUCCAAACCAUCCAGAUUUGGCCACUUCUUAUAAUAGCAUAGGAUCGGUAUAUGAAAACAUGGCAGACUAUUCGAAGGCACUCUUGCUUUAUGAAAAAAGUCUCGCUAUCCGUAAAGAAGUGCUCCCUCCGAAUCAUCCUGAUGUAGGUGACUCAUACGAUAACAUUGCUGGCCUGUACGAAGUCAGAGGCGAGUACUCUAAAGCACUUGAGUAUUACGAAAAAGCGUUUAAGAUUUACCAACGGGUACUGCCACCAAAUCAUCCACGAUUAGCAGCUUCUUAUGCGCUCAUUGGCUCUGUUUAUGACAACUUUGGCGACUACGAAAAAGCACUUCAGUUUUACGACAAAGACCUUCACAUCUGCCAGUUAGCUUUUCAUUCCAACCAUCCUGAUUUGGCCAAUUGUUACAGCUACCUCGGUUCGGUAUUUGACAGAAUGGGUCAAUAUUCAAAAGCACUCGAGUACUACGAAAAAGUAUUUCGGAUUUACCAGCAGGCAUUACCAUCAAAUCAUCCUCAGAUGGUUUCUUAUUAUAGUAAUAUUGCUUUGACAUACAAGAACAUGGGUCAGCAUGAAACGUCUCUGAAGCACUAUGAAAUAGCACUGGAAAUUGCAUGUGCCAUUCUACAAGCAAACCAUCCUGAAUUGGCAACUUUAUAUAAUAACAUGGGUUCAGUGUAUUUUAGCAUGAAUGGUUUUCCAAAAGCACUAAAAUUUUACAAAAAAGCACUCAAAAUCCGUAAGAAAGUACUGUUAAGAAAUCAUCCCGAUCUGGCAGCUUCUUACAACAACCUUGGUGUGGUUCAUACCGAGUUGAAUGAGUUAAAAAGUGCCCGACAAUACUAUUUGAAAGUACUUAAAAUCUAUGAAGAAAGAAAUGUUACAAACCACCCUAAUUUGGCUGCUUCCUACAAUAACCUCGGUUAUGUACAUGAAAAAAAGGGUGAACACUCAAAAGCAAAUUAA
Messenger RNA from Rotaria socialis, 2229 nucleotides. NCBI's taxonomy places the organism in Eukaryota, Metazoa, Rotifera, Eurotatoria, Philodinida, Philodinidae. The record is from the annotation of a GenBank genome assembly.